AUGGGCGCAGUUUGCAAACAGCCCCCCGGCCUGGGCGCCGAGGGCCAGCAGCGGGCGGGGGCGCGCGACAGCGGCUUCGGCCCGGGCCCGCCGCUCUCCUCCCCCCCGGCGCCCGGAGCCGCCCUGACUUUCCGGGCGGGGGGGCGAGGCGGAGGGGGAGGGGAAGGCGGCGGCGGGGAGCGGCUGCUUUUUCUUCUCUUUCGGGCCCUUUCUCGGCCUUCCUCCGCUCUGGCGGGGCCCGGGCACGGCCGGGGACCGCAGCCCGGCCGGGAGGGAGGGUCGCCGGGGAGCGCGCUUCAGCCGUCCCUCGCGCCGCCGCGGCGAGACGAGUCGGCUUCGCUACGGUGCUCGGUUCUCCCGCCGGCUCGGCGAGCGGUGGCGGCGGUGGCGGCGGCACUGGGAAAAUGGCGGCCGAGCUCCUUUUCCCUCCCCCCCUUUAAUCUGAAGCGGAGGGAGAAUGGAGCGAGCGAGCGAGCGGGCGAGCGCCGGGGACACGGGGAGGAGGGACAGCAGCGCCUCCGCCGGCUGCGGCUGCGGCGGCGAAGGGCCGCUCCACCCCGGCGCGCCGCCAGGGGGCGCCCGCCACGCCGCCCCCGCGGGCCGCCAGGAGGCGCGGCCGCCGCCGCCUCAGUCAUGGCUCCUCGCCGCGGCCGCUGUUUUUGUGCCUCCAUCUGCGGAGGCAGCGGCGCCCGGCCCCAGCUGCCCCGGACGUGCGGCGACGGCACGCAGCACUGCGGCAGGCGGGAGCCAGCUCUCGCUGCAGCCAAGGUGAGGCUAACCUGAGGCACACUGACGCCGUCACAUUCCCUCCGUGCUGGGGCCGGCAGUGCGGCGCGCCGGCUGUGAGGGACAGGGCGGGCCGGCGCCGCGGUGCGAGAGGACUUGAGCGAGGAACUGUUUGCACUGUGUAGUAAAGAGGCUAAGGCCGUCGGCGCCACUCUAUUCCAGGGCUAACCGUACGCUGAACCGGGCAGAAAGCGCCCUGACCAGUGCAGCGGCUUCCGCCACCCGCCCUUUGUCCUAGCAGCCAGCCGUACACUGCAGCACGGUUGGGCACUAGCCCCAGCACCGCGCUCCGCAGCUACCAGAGUGGGGGGGGGGGGGGGGGCGCACGUAGUUAUUGCGCAGGCGCGAGCCAGGGCCCGCGCCGGGCCAGCCCGGGAAGGGGCAGCCGGGAGCCAGAGGAGAGGUGAUGGCCCCGCCAGCGCCGAGCCCGCUGGGAACUGUAGUUUUCGUGAACACGCGUCUUGUUUGGGGUGUCAUGGCUUGGCAGAUCCGCCAAAACAGGCAAAUGGCAUUACACAAUGAGUAUUUAUGCUUCCUGCCGCCACCAAAAGGAAGUUCACUGCCAUGCUAAAGUUUAACAAAGAACUCCAUAGAAAAACACAAAUCUCACAACAAAAAGCCAACUUCCCACCUUGUUACCAAGAGUUGGUUUAAAGUGGUGGCACCUUAUCAUUUCUCAUGACCAGUUUGUCAGUACAGAAUUUUAUAUCGUUCUCAAAAUACGGCCUUAAAAUAAUGGAAUCUUUCCUAGACUUAAAAGAAUUCAGAAACAUAAUGUAAUACAAGGUGUCACGCUUACACAAAGUGUAAUUCUACCAUCCUUUAAAGAAAAAGCUGCCAAAAGAUGAGUACAGUACCUUGAGAUUUAAAAGACUAAUCUAGGAUUCAUCAAAAUUUGCUUAAAUGACUGAAGAAAAAAAUGGUUCGAAUCAUUAAAUCAUCAAAUUCGGCAGAUAAGAAGGUUAUGUAUGCUCUACUACCAAAAAGGAAAGCGCAAAAUGCUUCACACUUUUUUGUGGCUUACCAGAACCAAUAUCCGGCAUUAUACGUCACUUCUGCUGAUCAAAAAACACCCAGUUGUUACAAAACGGUUUUAGUCUUCCCACAAAGUUACACUAACUCACCUGCCCCUGCAAAAUCUGCACCUAGGUUUCUGCGAGUUUCCAUUUAUACUCUUAAAAUCACACUUUCAAGCCAUGGUUCUCAAAUAUCAAAAGCAGGCAGUUUAGAGUCAUAGGGUCAAAUUACACAAAUAAUAAACUAAUAUAUGUAUACAUAUUUGUAUACACAUCUAAAAGAGGUCCUUAGUCUGGAUUUUUAAUUUACGACCCUGGGGGAAAACUUUAAUUGACUUUAAAUGUACACACAUACACACAAAAAUAGUAAUUCCACAAAAUACAGCAGAAGGGUAUUGGACCAAUAGAUGGCGAACUAGAGCCCCAAUCUGAGGUUUCUGAAAUCUAAAUUAGCAGAAUGAAAAACACCAAAUAAGGCAAAGCCCUUUGCAGUGUGUACUUAAAUAUUAAAUUCAGACACACUAUAACAAAAUAAUCUUACUACUGCUCCAAAUUUUUAAGACUCAACUGUCAGAUUUAAUUAGGCAACCAAAUAAACAAGGUUAUAUGAAAUACAUUUUUCCAAUACAUUAGGAGAAAGAUGGAAAAUGUUCAUUUUUAAAACCAUGUAUUUGGGGAAAAUAUAAAUUCCAACUUCCCCUUUCUCUCAUUGCUUAGUGCAAGGGUCAGGAGUUCACAGGGUUUAUGGCACUUAGUCAACCUGUUUUAUAUUUUAUCUAAAAAUCACACAUCUUUCUUCCUAGGCACCAAUUUUUACUUUUCUUUUUUUGACAGGCUCUUGCUCUGUCAC
Molecule: messenger RNA, 2652 nt
Organism: Sapajus apella (tufted capuchin)
Lineage: Eukaryota; Metazoa; Chordata; Mammalia; Primates; Cebidae
Product: translation initiation factor IF-2-like
Exons: 2
Coding region: 1-783 (260 amino acids)
Source: RefSeq, a predicted model, not a curated record